AUGUCGGGAGGAGAAUCGUCCCAACCACCGGUUAAGGAACACAUAUCGUUCACAUUCCAAUGUCCGACUUUGACAUUGACGAACUACACAAUUUGGAGGAUGCGCAUGGAGGUGCUACUCGGGAUUCAUGGCGUUUGGGAUGUGAUCGAUCCCGGACUAGAUGACGUGAAGAAAAACAACAUCGUGAAAAGAUUGCUGUUUCAAUCGAUUCUGGAGGAUUUAAUCCUUCAAAUUGGUAAUUUGAAAACCGGAAGAGAGAUGUGGGAAGCAAUUAAAACUCGUAACCUAGGAGCUGAUCGUGUGAAGGAAGCCCGACUCCAAACUCUAAUCACGAAAUUUGAAAAUCUAAAGAUGAGCGAUAAUAGUACAAUAGACGAGUUCGCUGCAAAACGUGGUUGGCGCUUAAACGCUUAUGAAGAAAGAAUUAAGGGUGAAGACAAAGUAAUCAAUUCUCAAAAUAAAUUACUUUAUUCCAAAACUGAAUCGUCCAACAGAAACACCGAUUCAUCAAGAGGUAGAGGUCGGGGUUCAAAUAACCGAGGAAGAGGACGUGGUGGUGGACGUGGCGGUGGACGUGGUCGGGGUAACACCAAAAAUCACAAUCACCCGGAAUCCUCUAAAAAUCGUGACGAUCAAAAGCAAAAAGGAAAACAACGCGAGAAAAGAGAUCUCUCAAAUAUUCAAUGUUAUCGGUGUGACAAAUUUGGCCACUUUGCUUCAAGAUGCCCGGACCGAAUAAAAAAUCAUGAGGCUAACCUAAAUCAGACACACGAAGGAGAUACAUAUCAUGAAGAAGGGACGUUCUUUAUGAUGAAUACAAUUCAAGAAACAGUGUUCUUGAAUGAAGAUAAAUACAUCCCUCCAAAAGUCGAAGCAAAUGCCGAUGAAGACAGAAUUUGGUACUUAGAUACUGGUGCGAGUAACCACAUGACCAGAAACUACACUUAUUUUUCUGAAUUAAAUAAAAACAUAACGGGCAAAGUGAGAUUUGGAGAUGGAUCAUGUGUUAGCAUUAAAGGAAAAGGCUCAAUUUUGUUCGAAGGGAAAAGUGGUGAGCAAAAAUUAAUGAAAGAUAUUUAUUAUAUCCCAUCACUUCGUAGCAAUGUUAUUAGCCUUGGGUAA
Molecule: messenger RNA, 1122 nt
Organism: Lactuca sativa (garden lettuce)
Lineage: Eukaryota; Viridiplantae; Streptophyta; Magnoliopsida; Asterales; Asteraceae
Molecular function (GO): nucleic acid binding; zinc ion binding
Source: RefSeq, a predicted model, not a curated record